This is a messenger RNA of Eupeodes corollae, 1565 nucleotides long. RefSeq names its product putative odorant receptor 69a. Gene Ontology annotation, cellular component: plasma membrane. The record is from RefSeq and is a predicted model, not a curated record. Lineage: Eukaryota; Metazoa; Arthropoda; Insecta; Diptera; Syrphidae. The coding region runs from base 15 to 1223 and encodes 402 amino acids. Gene Ontology annotation, biological process: sensory perception of smell; detection of chemical stimulus involved in sensory perception of smell. Gene Ontology annotation, molecular function: odorant binding; olfactory receptor activity. The transcript is spliced from 4 exons.
UCGCAACAAGAAUAAUGGUUAUCCCCAUUACCACCAGUUACACUUUGAACGACUUCAUGGAGUUCCCCAAUUUGGCCUUCAAAUUGGCCUUUAUAAAACCGUUUCGCAGGCCUCACGAAACUAAACCAACAAUUCUGGCUUGGAUAUUAUUUUCGAUUGGAGCUGGAAAUUUGGUUUAUCAAAAUUUCGGAAUGUUGAUUGCAAUGAUAUUUACCAAAAAUGAUUCAAUAGAUAUUGUUCUUAUAAUUUCUGAAACCGGUUCAAUUCUGGGCUUGGCUAUGGUGGCUCUUUGCAAGAUGACAAUACUUUUUGCCUAUCGCAAGGAUAUUUUGAGUAUCCUCGAAGAGCUUGAGAAUUAUUUCCCUGGUGUUUUGAAGGUACACCGUUGUUGUCGGCGAAUUCAAUACCGAGUGAAGUAUUUUGCAGAAUUCUCCAGGAAAAUGAUGAAGAUUACUACGAUAUUUUUUAUGUUUGCAUUUCUGGUCUAUAAUCUUAUACCCGUUGGGCAAUCUUUGAUUGAGUGGUUGGUAUUUGGACUUCAUUUUCAAUAUCGUUAUCAAUCUAAUACAUGGUAUCCGUGGAAUGGAAAUACGGUUAUAAGAUAUACGUUGAGUUAUGUUUGUCAAGUUUAUUCGUCUUUGGCAGGAGUUGCAUUUAUAAUGGCUGGAGAGUUUAUGUUGUGUUUUUUCUUAACUCAAAUGCGAAUGCAUUUUGAUUUCUUGGCAAGAGCUCUAGAAUCGCUGGAUGCUGUUGAGGUUGAAGCUGACCCGGGAUGUAUGAAUUUUCUGAUUCAAUACCAUACAACAUUGAUAAGAUUGACUACAGAGAUAAAUCAUAUAUUUAACAUUUCAUUUUGUGUCAAUUUUGCAACUUCUUCAGUUGCAAUUUGCUUGAUGGGGUGUUCGAUGGUUAUGGGAAUCAGUUUGAUAAGCGCAGUUCGGUAUUCAAUUGGUUUGUUAUCGUUUUUGGUGUUUACUUUGUUCAUUUGUUACAAUGGAAGUAUAUUUACUCAAACGAGUGCAAAACUACAUUCUGCAGCUUUCUAUCAUAAUUGGUAUGAUGCGAGUCCAAAAUAUAGAAAAACUAUUUUGAUAAUCAUAAUGAGAGCAGCCAAACCCUCCGAACUGCAGGCAUAUAAAUUUUCCAAAGUCUCAAUGGAAACAUUUAUGGAUAUUCUUAAAUUUUCAUAUAAGCUUUUCACAUUUUUCCGAGCUAUGGAAUAAAUGCUACAUUGCUUACUACCAACAAAUCAUAUUAUAUUUUCAAAAGGUAGAAGUAGUCAUGUGUGAUAGUAAAGUUUAACUUAUGAGUGUUCUUAAUCUCAUUUAAAAAAAAAUAAGGUUAUCAAAAUAAAAUUAGGCACAUAUUUAACCUUUUACUCUUAUUCUAGUAGUGAAUUUUGUUAUUUAAUAAUAGUAAUAAAUUACACAUUAUACACAAGCGUUGUUGAUGCAGUUUUAUUAACACAGAACAUACACACUUUUGAUGAUUUUUCAACAAUAAAACAAAACAAAUGACAUUUAAUUUUUAAUAAAACCUGUCAAAAUAUAGAUUUUUAUAUUUAU